AUGUCGUCUGCAGUGGCCGCAGAGGAGUUAUUUGUGUGGAUGCACAACAAUGAAGGAUGAAGCAACGCUGUCUUUCUUCCUCAUUUUCAUACCAUCUUUGAGGGGAUUUCAAGAAGGUUAAGCCUUCAAGAUGAAGGAAGUUACAUCUGCUAUGCGGGAACAGCAUUUGGAAAAACCACAAGCAAAGUAGUGCUAAAGAUGGGAGCUUUCCUCAUGCCUAUGAUGAAGUAUGAAACAAGGAACACAAGUGCCUUCCUAACAUGUUAUGUGCUAACGGUUUAUCCUCGUCCAACUAUCACAUGGCAAGUGGGCAAUACAACUGUCUUUGAAAGCACUAUGGAAGAAAUUGGGCCGUUGCCUCCCUUUUAUAUCAAAAGUACACUGAAUAUUACAUUUUCAAAUACAUCUUAUGAAUGUGUCAUUGAAAAUUCACUGCUGAAGCAAACAUGGAGAGGACGAUGGAUGAUGAAAGAACACCUUCAUAAAAUGCAAAGUGAAGACGUUUCACUCUCAUGUCAGCUUACCAACAACUUUUCUCUACAAAAUCAAGACUUCACAGUCAUGUGGUCCAGAAAGAAAAGUGGGACUUCCUCGAUGCUUGCUUACUUUUUGAGCUCUUCACAAAACACAAUUAUCAAUGAACCCCGAUUCUCAUGGAACAAAGAGCGAAUAAACCAGAAUGACUUCUCUUCGACUUUGACAGAUCUUGCUCUUUCAGACAGUGCAGAAUAUUUAUGUAAUAUUUCUUCAAGAAAAUAUGCUUUACUCAUGGUGCACACACUGCAAGUAGGAGCCAUUUUUUCACAGAAACAAAAGGUGCACCCAAGUAGAGAACAAAAGAGAUGCGAGGAAGAUGAUGCUCAAACUGCGAGUGCUAAGUGCUGGAGAGAGACUGAGGAUCUGGGAAAUGGCGAGAGGCUACAGCAGGGAUGCCCACACAUCACGUCACUCAUGGGCGUCCAGCCUACUGCUCAGUGA
This is a messenger RNA of Loxodonta africana (African savanna elephant), 978 nucleotides long. RefSeq names its product HHLA2 member of B7 family (gene HHLA2). Gene Ontology annotation, cellular component: external side of plasma membrane. Gene Ontology annotation, biological process: T cell receptor signaling pathway; regulation of cytokine production. Gene Ontology annotation, molecular function: signaling receptor binding. The transcript has 6 exons. Lineage: Eukaryota; Metazoa; Chordata; Mammalia; Proboscidea; Elephantidae. The record is from RefSeq and is a predicted model, not a curated record.